AUGGUGAGGGGUUUGCUUUUUGUGCUAUUGCUCAUCCAUGCAAGUUCUUCUGCAAACGGUGCCGAUGAGAAAGAGGCUCCAUGGCUAACCCUAAACGGAAAGGCGCCGGCGGUGGUAGCUCGAGAGGGUUUCUCCGGGCAGUUCCCUGAAGACACCGGAAUGGCGUUCACAAUUCGUACAUUCGACGGCAUGCUCUUGCUUUGCAGCGUACAGUUAACGAUGGACAACGGGGCAGUUUGCCAGCCAGAUGUGGAGAUCAGCAAAUCCACAAACGUACAGGCCCUCCAUCCAAACAUGUCCAAAACUUACAACGUGAAUGGCAAGAACGUUAGCGGUUACUUCACCAUUGAUUACACCAUGAAUGACCUCGUAGAGACGAUGGUUGGGGUUCAACGCAUCAUGACUCGAUCAGAUGCUUUUGACGGCUACAGUAUUAUGCCAUUUGAAGGCGAGAGACAGUUCAAGAUGCCUCUUUUGUGGAUCAAUGUUCCGUAUGUUCAAUUCUUCUCAGAACACAAGAUGAACAUGGAGGAUUUCAUUCGCCAAGUCCCGCUAACCAGCAAACAUUGCCUCUCCUCGCCGGAGAUCGGUUUCUUGAAAGCAAUGAGUGACAGAAAGCUACCGGCUGGGCUGAAGCUCUACUUCACCUUCCACGGCAAGGACGCCAUCGAGCCCACGACCAAAAAGACGUACGGUUCGAUCGCGUCGGACCUGGCCGCGUUGAAGCCGAUCGUGGCCGGAAUCGUCGUCCCGAAGGACUACAUUUGGCCGGUCGACAAAUCCAACUACUUGGUCGCACAGCCGACGACUCUGGUGACCGACGCUCAUAAACUUGGUCUCGAGGUUUACGCUUCCGGCUUCGCAAAUGACAAUGUGCUCGUCUACAACUACAGCUACGAUCCGAUGGCAGAGUAUCUCAACUUCAUCAGCAACGGCCAGUUCUCCGUCGACGGAUUUAUCACCGAUUUCCCGCCGACCGCGACGGAUGCCAUCAUGUGUUUUGGACCGUUACCCGAGAACCGGUCGAAACAAGGGCAACCUCUGAUCAUAACACGAGGAGGAGCCUACGGAGUCUACGCUCCGAGCACCGACCUCGCGUACAAGCAAGCGGUAGACGAUGGUGCGGAUGUAAUCGAUUGCAGCGUUCAAAUGUCGCAAGAUGGAGUUGCUUUCUGUAUGAUUUCUCCAGACCUCACUACAAGCACCACCGCAGCAACCAUCUUCGUGGAUCGCAUCACUGAUGUCAAAGAAAUCCAAGAGGAAUCGGGCAUCUUCUCUUUCGCCUUGUCGUGGGACGAGAUUCAGACGUUACAACCUCAAUUGUCCACCCCUUACGAGAAAAGCACAGGCCUGAAGAGAAACCCUCUGUUCCGAAACAAGGGCAAGUUUGUAACCCUUGCUCAGUUCUUGGAGUUCGCCCGAUCGAAAUCUGUUACCGGCAUUCUGAUCAGCCUGGAUAAUGCGCCAUACCUUGCGUCGAAAGGUCUAGAUCUCGUCACCACGGUCACCGCGGCCUUAACCAAGGCACAGUACGACAAGAAGUCCGGUCCGCAGGUCUUCAUUCAAUCCGACGAUACGUCCGUGCUAGCCAAAUUCAAGAACUUCCCAUCUUACAAAAGGAUUCUCUCCAUCAAGGAAGAAAUCAGCUCCGUGAACAAGGCCGCCGUAGAGGAAAUCAAGAAGAAUGCCGAUGGGGUCACCUUGACGAGAUACUCCAUCCUCCCCACCAACCCGCAAGGCUUCCUGACGUUGGAAACCCCGAUCGUCGAGACAUUGCAUAGCGCGAACCUGACGGUCUUCGUCUCCACACUCAACAACGAGUACAUCACGCUAGCGUUCGACUACUUUGCCGACCCGACGGUCGAGAUCGCGACGUACACACACACGGUCGGAGUCGACGGGUUCAUCACAGAGUACCCAAAGACCGCCAACAGAUACCAGAGAAACCCAUGCUCAGACAUCAACCGCAGCUAUACCAUCCUCCCGGCCGGGCCUGGAAGUCUCUUGAACGAAACUCGCUCAGCGCCAGCAGAUCCUCCAAAACCAGCUCUCACCGUUCAAGAUGUCGUCGACCCACCGUUGCCCGAAGUAGCCAAACCGAAAGACCCUGCUUCGAAGCAGGAGCAGGAAGCAUCCACUUCAUCUUCUUCUGUAGCUGCUGGACUCCAAUCGACAGCCCCCGCCGUCGCCGUUGCCGUGGCGUUGCUCUGCUUUCUCACUGCGGGACACAAUUGGGGUUCUUAA
Messenger RNA from Linum trigynum, 2244 nucleotides. Lineage: Eukaryota; Viridiplantae; Streptophyta; Magnoliopsida; Malpighiales; Linaceae. The record is from the annotation of a GenBank genome assembly.